UCGAUCCGCUAGCACGCCAGUUGACGAUAAAUUCGCCGCCGCCGUCACUGUGUUUGUCGUCGCGUACCAUCUGCCGCACAAAGUGUUUCACCCGCCCCUCCCCCGCCGCAUCCUCUAGGCCGUGCGUACGCUUGCGCCGCCGUGUCUGUGUCCAUUGAGAGAGAGAGCGGCCACCGUUGCCGGCAUCGAUCGAUACUUGGGGGCCUUAUGACGUAAGUGAGCAACACGGUCGUCGUGGGUGUGUGGGUACGUGUAUGUGUGUGAAUGACAGGGAAAACGUAUCAGAAACGAAAAAGAAAAUUAUUCGUCGCUAUAACCGUCGUAGUGCUCGCGAGUGUAGUGAGUGCCGUUUAAAGUUCUGCCGGUAAAGACAUGUCGUCGGCGGACGGUCGUCGGUGCGAGGCAUUGGUAAUGGUUUGAGAAACAGUUCGGUGUGACUUUCCCCCAAGCCUUUUAAAGACGACAAAUAAUAAUUGAAUAAGGUGACGUCAUCACGUCGAAGGUGCGCUGUUCCUCGCUGCGAAGUGCAGCCACCGACGCGAUUACGGACAACUAUCGCUAUGCGAUCUGCGGCACGACGGCCGCAUGACAGUAUCAUGGCCAAGCGCGACGCGUCCAUGGGCUGACGAUGACCACCGUGCCGGCGCACGGGACGCAGAUAGCACCGUCGUUGUGCCGGGUGUUGGCGCUUAGUGCCGUGUGCUGGUGUUGGGUACUUCAGAGAAUGGCGUCCGACAUGCCGGAUCUGUCACAUCUGACGCCCGAAGAACGGGAGAUCAUCGAGUCGGUGGUGCAUAGGCAGAAACAAGAAGAACAGAAAGAACAGGAAAUCAUGAGACGAAAACAGGAGGAGGUAAUCUUGUUGGAAGAGAAAAUUCGGCAACGCAGCGAACAACAGAAAAAAGCUGGGGUCGAGUUGGACGCAACUUGUCACAUAUGCCUAAAGACUAAGUUUGCCGACGGCGUCGGACACCUGUGCAACUAUUGUGGUAUCAGAUGUUGUGCCAGGUGCGGUGGCAAGGUUACCCUGCGUUCGAGCAAAGUGAUAUGGGUUUGCAUAUUAUGCCGGAAAAAACAAGAACUUCUCAGUAAGUCUGGCGAAUGGAUUAAUCACGGUAUGACUGCGAGCGGUGACCCGUCCAGACGAACAGACGUAUCAUCCCCUUGUUUGAUGUCGGAUAAACGACCCAAGCUGGAGAGGGCACAUAGUGCCAUCGAAAAGGAAAACGUGCCCCUCUUGCAGAGGUCGAAUAGCAUUCUUAGACGUCAGUAUUCCCAACAGGAGCCGUCCAAUAGGAAAGAACAGGAGCACCACGUUUCUAGUGCCCACGACGAAUACUAUCGCCCUUCCCGUGACGACUACUACCAACGUGGUGGACAACUAGAAGGAUCACAUAGGAACGGCGUGAGUCAAUCGUCUAGGGCUCAUCAUUCGCCCCACCAAUUCGGGCCGGCGGAUAAACAGUCAGUAGUCCGCGGGGCCGGUGCUACUGUGCCUCGCAAACACAAAAGACCUGGCAACACGGUACCUGCCGAUCGUCUACACUCGCACCAGCAGCAUAUCAGCUUUUCCAGUUCGGAGGAAGAGCUGAGGUCCACGUCGGAGUGUACCAGCUGUGACGAACACGAAAGUGAAAAAGCGAUUUGCCGCAAGAUGGCCACGAUUAACGGUCCCAGACGCAAGAAAACGGUGAGGUUUGACCAUCGGCACCAUCAACCUGCUCAACAGACGUCUAAAGACUCUGGGUUCGAUACUUGCAGCUCGAUUUUUACGUCCAACGAAGACCCGUUGUACCUCAACGACACAAAGCAACCGAUGUCGUGGCAACGGAGCCCCGACAACAAGUUCUUGAUAGGUCAUAUGGUGCUUAACAAGUCUGUGUGGGAGACCCCGGUCAGUCCGUCUUCCAGCGCGGCCGCCAUGUUGGGCCUGAAAAUCACCGGCGGAAAACUCCUGUCGGCCACCGGAAGGAGAUGUGCGAUUAUCGAUCGCGUCCGGAAAGGCAGUACCGCCGACAUGGAGGGAAAUUUGAAACCGGGAGAUGAAGUUUUAGAAUGGAACGGUUGCUUGUUGCAAGGAAAAACACAAAAAGAAGUGGCAGAUAUCAUUAUGGAGUCGAAGCACUUACCACAAAUUGAGCUCAAAGUUUCUAGGUCGAUACUGCCAAGGAGGGCCAGUUACGGAACCCCCGCUAAAGCUACAGCGAGUUCAAUUGGGUUGUACGACUUACGAAAAGACAAACCGUACGUCAUGGUAACUUCACCGGGCAGCCCCGAACAUUUAGCUACGAAUCCGUCGCGAAUUUUGAGGGCUUCCAAAAGUGUUACCGGGCCCAACAGUUUACAUGUUGGUGGAAAAACACAGGUUAAACUAGGUUUCGACCAACAAUCGUUGAAAUUGGUCGUGUCCAUUAUGGCCGCUUCAAAUCUGUUACCGCGACCUGACGGAUCGCCGAGAUCGGCAUACGCUAAAGUGUGUCUCUUACCGGAUACUAGCGAAAAAUCGAAACGUAGGACUAAAACAAUAAUGAACUCCACCGAUCCCAAAUGGAAUCAAAGCUUCUCGUUCACCACCAUGAGGAGAUCGGAUUUAAAGUUUAAAGUCCUUCAAAUAUCGAUAUGGGAUUACGAUAAUAAUCCUACAAAUCAAUUUCUCGGAGAGGUGCUAAUAGAACUAGGCUUGAAGAAACUCGACAACUUGGCGGAGUGGUAUCUGUUGACGGCCCACCAAGAAAUAACCGGAGAAGGCGGUAUCUCGAUAGGAGAUUAUGAUAUGGAAUACGGUGAACAUCUGUCUCCGCCAUCAACGCUAUCACGGCAAUCCGAUUCGGACGCAUCAGAUGUCGAUGAUUGCUGUAGUAGUAGAAGAGUUGGUGCUGAUGGUGCGUCGAUUAGUAGUCUUGGUAGCUCCAUAAGUCCUCCGCCUGACUAUGAUCACUUAGACCGGAGAAAGAGUCGCAGAGAUAUCUCGUCUCCGCUGCAAAAAUCGUAUAUUUAUGGCUCACCGAUUGAAAAAAAAUAUAGUUACGAAACAAGUGUAAAACAACAGUCUGUUCCAAAUCGACCCACGACCAGCGUGAGUCAUCGAUCGAGAUCUGCUGCUCCGACUGAUUCUCCUAGCCAACACACCAGAUCGCGAUCGAAAAGCCCGACCUCAUCUUAUGACAGGCGAAGCUUAUCACCACCAGAUUAUAGGUAUCCAGGAGGUGUCCCAAGCUAUCGGCAAGGAAAUACGAGAUUCUUUGCUAGAUCAGCGACCACGACGCCUACUUCAACGCCUAAAAAGCGUCAAUUACCUCAAAUACCAGGGACCAUGCCUUCUUCCUUAGACGAUCGAUUAUCAUACUAUUUUGAUGAUCAGACUUCAUCUAUGAGAAGAAGAAUGAGACAAGUACAACCAAGAAGAAUGCAGGGUAGAUCUGGAGGGGGGUUUAGUAGAUUACACCACUACGGUGGUCUCAGUGAUAGCGAUAUUCCCUUACAACAAUUACGGUCGCUAUCGCCCACUCAUAAUACUAGAGGGUCCAUGUCCAGAGGAGAAACUGGAGAUACGUGUGAUAUAGAUGACAGUGAUAGUGUCAUAAGCAGUGCAUUGUCUACACAGUCAGAACAGCCUAGAUCAACGAGAUUUUGCUGCUGCAACGCCACCGAAUACCGCUACCCAUCCAUGUCCCAUUCUCCUAGCUGUAGUUUUAGUCGAAGUAGAAGCAAGCGUGAUAGUAUUUACUUGUAUCGUUAUAACUCAUUUCCUGCCGAUUAUUACUUGCUCCAUCCGAUAGACAAUAGACCCGUUUUAAUGGAAAAUUCGCCUACUGAAAACCCAAAGCCUGUAAAAAAGACCCGGUUCAACUUGGCCAAUGAUCUAGAGAAUCAGUAUCCUAUUUAUGAUUCUGACAGCGGGCUGGAUCUGGUAGGCUUUCAGUCUCCAACAGAAAGGUACCAAAACCGUAGGAAAAGAAACCUGACACUAGAUUUAGGCGAGUCCAUGUUAGUUGUAGCGGGUAGCUAUAGUGGCGCUGCUGUAGCGUUUAGUAAUGCUUUAACCGACCCUUUAAAUGCAAUUGUCCAUGGCAGUGAUUAUGGAGCGUCGUCGCACAGUAGAUCCGGAUCGCAGCAAUCGCCAGUCACGGUUCCUUCUACCGAUAGCAAGAGGACUCAAUUCUCAAGAAGUCUGUCAAACGCCGAUGUGCAGGCUGAAAACGCUCUCGACUCUGGCAGUUCUGGAAAACGAAGAGGUGACACGUCUUCUUUAACCGAAAGUGGCGGAAAAAGCUCAGCUUCUGGGACCAACUCUUCUGCAUCUGGUAUGGGCAAAAAAAGUGCAUCCGCUUCACAACUAUCAGCAACUGGGCGUAAGCGUAGGUUAGGUUUCGGUUCGAAAGGAAAAUCUUCGUUUACGGUACACAGAAGCGAGGAAGUGCUGCCUGGGGCAAGUCGUCCCCUCAUCAAACAGCCGUCCAGCGUUUCUAGUGACGGUGACGCAUCCCAAGACGGAGAAAGCGCCGGCCAGUCUACCGAAGGUGAAGUGACAAAUUUCAUCGGAAAACUUGGUCCUGGGCAAAGAGUGAGCCGACAAAUUUUGGGUACUCCGUACAGGGGUGACGUUAAAAUUGGGUUCAAUUUUUUCGUUAACUUUAUGGAAGUUACCGUUUUUGAAGCAAACAAUCUGAUGAACGUAAAGGAGACUAAAACAAAACUUCCAGAUACAUACGUUAAAGUGUAUUUAGUGAAAGGAAAAAAAUGUGUAGAAAAACACCGCACAAAAACAAUUAAAGAGAGCUUACAACCUAAGUACAUGGAAGUUCUUAAAUUCAAAAGCUCGCCGGCUGGAUGUUUGAUUCAGGUGUCGGUUUGGGGCGAUUACGGCCGCGAAAAAGGUAGAAAAGUGUUCAUGGGAGUAGCAGUCAUUUACAUGGACAACAUAUCAACUAGUCCCGGCACUUCGUUGACGGAAUGGUACAGGCUGUUUGGAUCGUCGUCGCUGUGAGUUUUGUUGCUUCAUUCUAUUGGGUUACUUCUUUGCUGGUUGCAUGCAGACAACAUUUUACUUUUGUUUGUUUGUUUGUUUAUUUAUUUUUUUGUUUGUUUUCUUUUUUAUCUCAAAGGUUAUCACCACAGCUGGAUAUGUCACUGUGUUAAUUAAAUGUGUUUUAAUUGAAUUUGAGUAUUUUUUAACGUUGCUCUAACUUACUUUUUUAAUAACCGAAAUAUUCUAAAAAUAUGAUUUGUAUAAAAAAAAAAGGAAAAAGUAUAAUAAAUACUAAACAUACGAAUAUUAGAUUUUACAAUGUAAAUAAACUAUUUAUUAUGUAUUUAUGUGUUUUGUAAACAUUAUGC
This is a messenger RNA of Adelges cooleyi (spruce gall adelgid), 5337 nucleotides long. It is a transcript of the gene Rim, whose product is annotated as regulating synaptic membrane exocytosis protein 2. NCBI's taxonomy places the organism in Eukaryota, Metazoa, Arthropoda, Insecta, Hemiptera, Adelgidae. Gene Ontology annotation, molecular function: transmembrane transporter binding; small GTPase binding. Gene Ontology annotation, biological process: calcium ion-regulated exocytosis of neurotransmitter; intracellular protein transport; regulation of membrane potential. The transcript has 21 exons. Gene Ontology annotation, cellular component: presynaptic membrane; cytoskeleton of presynaptic active zone. The coding region runs from base 629 to 4987 and encodes 1452 amino acids. The record is from RefSeq and is a predicted model, not a curated record.